AAACUUAGCGGCCACUCCCAGCUCAACAGCCGCUGCCACCCCCCCAGCUCGGCUGUCACCUGCCCUAGGAGACGCAGUCACCGGACCCUGCCCAGGGCACCCACGCCUCGGCGACCACCAUGUCCCAGACCAAAAUGCUGAAGGUCCGCGUGACCCUCUUCUGCAUCCUGGCAGGCAUCGUGCUGGCCACGACUGCCGUGGUCACCGACCACUGGGCUGUGCUGAGCCCCCACCUGGAGCACCACAACACCACCUGCGAGGCGGCCCACUUCGGCCUCUGGCGGAUCUGUACCAAGCGCAUCCCCAUGGACGACAGCAAGACCUGUGGGCCCAUCACCCUGCCCGGGGAGAAGAACUGUUCCUACUUCAGGCAUUUUAACCCCGGCGAGAGCUCGGAGAUCUUCGAAUUCACCACUCAGAAGGAGUACAGCAUCUCGGCGGCCGCCAUCGCCAUCUUCGGCCUUGGCUUCGUCAUCCUAGGCAGCCUCUGCGUCCUCCUGUCCCUCCAGAAUAAGAGGGACUACCUGCUGCGGCCCGCGUCCAUGUUCUACGCCUUUGCAGGUCUGUGCAUCCUCGUCUCAGUGGAGGUCAUGCGGCAGUCGGUGAAGCGCAUGAUUGACAGCGAGGACACCGUCUGGAUCGAGUACUAUUACUCCUGGUCCUUCGCCUGCGCCUGCGCCGCCUUCAUCCUCCUCUUCCUUGGCGGUGUCGCCCUCCUGCUGUUCUCCCUGCCUCGAAUGCCCCAGAACCCCUGGGAGUCCUGCAUGGACGCUGAGCCUGAGCACUAGGCUUCCUGCAGCCGUGGCGACCCUCAGGCUUCUUCCGCAGGAAGCCGGGUCUCAGCCUGGAACCUUCCAGAGAGGAGGCCUGAGUAAUUUUAGCUCCACCCUGCUCCCAUCUGCACCCCACCCCCAACCCGUGACAGUCACGGGCUACUUCCUCUCUCUGAGCUCCCCUGGGCUGCCGCAGCCUCCCCUGAGAUAGAGCAAAAGGACCUGAGUCCCGACCUGGCCAUAGUCGGGGGAGGCAGGGCCAGCAGGUGGACAGGUGUUUGCAGGGACCCAGUGUCCCCUGGAGCUUAGAGGUGUCCCCACUGUACCAGCCUCUGAUUAGCUGCCUCCAGUUGUCCUUUAUGAACAUCGCAGGGACAACCUGUGUUUGCCAGUUCUGGGUGCUCCGUGUAAAUAGCCAGCCUUUCUACUCAGCGAUACAAUGAGGACCAGCCUCUCCUACUCAGUGAUAAAACACACCCUCUCUGAUGAGCCGAACAUCCCCUCCUUGGCUUCCAGGAGCCCUGGGAAGCAUUUUAACUGGGUAGAAUCUGACUGUAGCUAGAAAUAAAAAGCUCUCAGAAAACUCA
This is a messenger RNA of Cebus imitator (Panamanian white-faced capuchin), 1360 nucleotides long. It is a transcript of the gene CACNG1, whose product is annotated as calcium voltage-gated channel auxiliary subunit gamma 1. Lineage: Eukaryota; Metazoa; Chordata; Mammalia; Primates; Cebidae. The transcript is spliced from 4 exons. Gene Ontology annotation, cellular component: membrane; L-type voltage-gated calcium channel complex. Gene Ontology annotation, biological process: calcium ion transmembrane transport; regulation of calcium ion transmembrane transport via high voltage-gated calcium channel. The coding region runs from base 120 to 788 and encodes 222 amino acids. Gene Ontology annotation, molecular function: voltage-gated calcium channel activity; calcium channel regulator activity. The record is from RefSeq and is a predicted model, not a curated record.